Molecule: messenger RNA, 168 nt
Organism: Prunus armeniaca (apricot)
Lineage: Eukaryota; Viridiplantae; Streptophyta; Magnoliopsida; Rosales; Rosaceae
Source: the annotation of a GenBank genome assembly
AUGGAGUUGCAAGGCCAGCAUGCCCUUGAAGGCCUGGAGCUUGGACCUGCAUGCGCUGAGCUCAAAGAGAUGAAGGCACUGGGCUUUGGAGCAGAGGCUUGGAGGUGCUCGGCCUUGGGCGCGACGUGGGCUUGUGCCAGGCAAGCCGGCUUUACGAGUUGGAGCUAG